This is a messenger RNA of Caenorhabditis briggsae, 153 nucleotides long. The transcript has 2 exons. Bases 1 to 153 code for a protein of 50 amino acids. The record is from RefSeq and is a predicted model, not a curated record. NCBI's taxonomy places the organism in Eukaryota, Metazoa, Nematoda, Chromadorea, Rhabditida, Rhabditidae.
AUGAGCACUCCGAGCCGCAAUCGUGCUACCGUACCUCAAAGAGGAUACGUGGCACAAGCUGCUGCUUCAGCUGCCAUCGCAGUCCACCCACCUGUCCGAUGCCGAGCUUCAACCAACAGUUACAGGGUGAUAGGAGAGAAAUUGAAAAUAUAG